AGUCAGUUAUUCAAUUGGAUAUUUGAAUUAACGAGAUGUCUUCAUUUAAAGUUUCUAUUAAAAAUGCUGGGAAGACUUAUGAGAUAAAUCUCGAGGCCCACGAUACCGGGAAGGUUUUCAAGCAACAAGUUUAUGAAUUAACUAAAAUACCUCCUGAAAGACAAAAGAUUCUUAUUAAAGGAGGUAAAUUAGGAGACGAUGAAGUUAUUGCUUCACUCAAUUUAAAUCUUAAACAACCUAUUAUGGUUUUAGGUACUCCAGAUAAGGAUUUACCAUUAAAACCUGUUGAAAAGCAAGUAUUCAUAGAAGAUCUUAAUAAACAUCAAGGAGCUGUUGUCAGUACUGAACCUUCAGGAUUAGUUAAUUUAGGAAAUACUUGUUAUUUAAAUUCUUCUUUACAAUCAAUCUUUCAAAUUAAUGAUAUUGCUUCAAGAAUAAAGACUUUUCAAGUAUCUGCCAAUUCUGGAAGUAAUCCUUCUCAAGCUUUAUUAUCAGCUUUAAAAUUAGUAUUUCAACAAAUGAAUAAUAAAAUUGAAAAAGUUACUCCUUCAUUGUUUUUAACUUUAUUUAGAAAUGUUUACCCUCAAUUUGCUGAAAAAGAUAAUCAUGGAUAUUAUAAACAACAAGAUGCAGAAGAAGCAUUUUCUCAAUUAUUACAAGUUGUAACUAGAGAAUUAAAAGUUGAUGAUUUAUUUAAAAUUUCAUUUAAAACUCAACAAAAAUGUUUAGCACUUCCAGAUGAUGAAGUUCAAAUUGGAUAUGAAGAUGCUAAUAAAUUAAAUUGUCAUAUUGAUAUUAAAACAAAUUUCUUAAGAGAUGGUAUUAUUGGAGGAUUAAAAGAAACUAUUGAAAAAUAUAAUGAUACUUUACAAAGUAAUACUGAUUAUGAAGUAAGUAGAACAAUAACAAGAUUACCAAAAUAUUUAACCGUUCAUUUUGUUAGAUUCUUUUGGAGAAGAGAUACUCAAAAGAAAUCAAAGAUUUUAAGAAGAGUUCAAUUUCCUUUUGAACUUGAUUUAGCUGAAAUGUUAGAUGAAUCUAUUAAAUCUGAAAAAGUAAAAAUUAGAGAUGGAAUUAGAAAAAUAGAAAAGGAUAACUUGGAUUUAAUUCGAGACUUUAAAAAGACUAAAAAAGAUAGUACUUUAAAUCCUCAUCAACAACAAGAAGAAGAAGAAAUGAAAAUUCUUUCUAUUAAAACCAAAUUUACUGAUGAACUUGUAUCUAUUUUACCUGAAAGUUAUAAAUUAGAUGAAGCUACUGAAAAUCCUUCUUCAAUUUAUGAAUUAAAUGCUGUUAUUACUCAUGCAGGAUCUUCAGCUGAUUCUGGUCAUUAUCAAUCAUUUGUAAAAGAUCCAACUGAUUUAGAUGGUGAAAAAUGGUGGAAAUUUAAUGAUGAUAAAGUUUCAUCAAUUAGUAAAGAAAAAAUUGAAGCUUUAGCUGGUGGAGGUGAAAGUGAUAGUGCACUUUUAUUAAUUUACAAAGCUGUUGGAUUAUAAGAUACCUUAUUUAUCUAGAAAUUUGUAUAUGGGAAUAUA
Scheffersomyces amazonensis is the source of this 1535-nucleotide messenger RNA. RefSeq names its product ubiquitin-specific protease (gene UBP6). The record is from RefSeq and is a predicted model, not a curated record. Gene Ontology annotation, molecular function: protein binding; cysteine-type deubiquitinase activity; proteasome binding. The transcript has 2 exons. The coding region runs from base 36 to 1496 and encodes 486 amino acids. Gene Ontology annotation, biological process: regulation of proteasomal protein catabolic process; protein deubiquitination; proteasome-mediated ubiquitin-dependent protein catabolic process. Lineage: Eukaryota; Fungi; Ascomycota; Pichiomycetes; Serinales; Debaryomycetaceae.